Molecule: messenger RNA, 872 nt
Organism: Doryrhamphus excisus (bluestripe pipefish)
Lineage: Eukaryota; Metazoa; Chordata; Actinopteri; Syngnathiformes; Syngnathidae
Gene: ncbp2
Product: nuclear cap binding protein subunit 2
Biological process (GO): mRNA cis splicing, via spliceosome
Cellular component (GO): nuclear cap binding complex
Molecular function (GO): RNA cap binding
Source: RefSeq, a predicted model, not a curated record
UGUUUAAAGGACGGACUCAUCAGCCGGAAUCUCCAUUGUUGUUUCACGAAGCUAACGAUAGAAAUUGCAAGCUACCUUCCUCUAUUUAUCAACAAUGUCUGUGAAAUUGAAUGCCCUAAAUAGCGAUUCUUACAUUGAUUUCAGUAAUUACAGAGACCAACAUUUUAAGGGUAAGUGCCACGAACAGGAGAAGCUACUGGAGUCGAGUCACACUUUGUAUGUUGGGAACCUUUCCUUUUACACCACAGAGGAGCAGGUACAUGAGCUCUUUUCUAAAAGUGGAGACGUGAAGCGCAUCAUCAUCGGUCUGGAUAAAGUCAAGAAGACGGCCUGCGGGUUCUGCUUUGUUGAAUACUAUACAAGGGCAGAUGCAGAACAUGCGAUGCGCUUCAUUAAUGGCACAAGGCUUGAUGACCGUAUGAUUAGGACUGACUGGGACACCGGCUUUAAGGAAGGACGACAGUAUGGUCGUGGCAAGUCUGGAGGACAGGUGAGAGAUGAGUACAGGCAGGACUAUGACCCAGCCAGAGGUGGCUAUGGGAAGUUGGCUCAGCAGCACAGAGUUUAAGACCGCCAAAGUAGCUUUUAAACAGAGUCUCUUGAUGACGCAAUACCAGUUUGUUUUCCCCCCAACACUGCCAUUAUGUGUUGAAGUAACCACAUAUUCAAUACAUUUUUGAAAGAAUCAAUAGCUGGUAUGCACCAACGACUGGACUCUUGAUAAGUGGUAUUUAUUGUUUUGAUGGACUGUCCCUAUGACAUGCAGGAUUUCAGUCAUCUUCACAAUGUGUAUUUUUUUUCUAGAAGUUUUCAUUAUUUCUUAUGUUCAAACAUGGAGUGGUAUUUCUAAUAAAAUGGUGUGUUUUGUCUCA